UAGCGCUUGGCGCGCGCGGGUUCAAACCGCAACGGCGCGGCCGGGAGCAGGGGACACGCACGCGGGCACGGGGAUGGACAUGGAGAGCCGGCGGACACCCGACGGGCGCGGCCAGAGGAGGAAGGCCGACGCGGGGCCGUCUUCUGUCGUUAUCCCGGCCUCCCCCUUCAUGCAGAAGCUCGGGUAUGGAACCGGGGUGAACGUGUAUCUCAUGAGAAGAUCUCCUAAAGGCUUGUCCCGUUCCCCCUGGGCCGUGAAGAAAAUAAAUCCCAAGUGUAACACCAAGCAGCAAAAUAUAUACCAGGAGAGGCUGAACGAAGAGGCCAAGAUCCUGAAACACCUGCAGCACCCGAACAUCGUGGGCUACCGUGCGUUUGCUGAGGCCAGUGAUGGGAGCAUGUGUCUGGCGAUGGAGUAUGGGGGAGAGAAAUCUCUCAACGACUUAAUCGAAGAGCGAAACGACAAGAACCUGGGCCCUUUCCCUGCCGCUACCAUUCUCCAAGUUGCCCUGAACAUGGCCAGGGGGCUGAAGUAUCUGCAUAACGAUAAGAAGUUGCUUCACGGAGACAUCAAGUCUUCAAACGUUGUCAUCAAAGGCGACUUCGAGGCCAUCAAGAUCUGCGACGUGGGGGUGUCCCUGCCCCUGGAUGAGAACAUGACCGUGAGCGACCCGGAGGCACGCUACAUCGGCACGGAGCCGUGGAAGCCCAAGGAAGCCCUGGAGGAGGACGGCGUGAUCACCGACAAGGCCGACAUCUUUGCCUUCGGGCUGACCCUAUGGGAGAUGAUGACCCUUUCGGUGCCGCACGUGAAUCUGCUCAUGCAGGACGACGACGAGGAGGAAGACGAGUCUUUCGACGAAGACGACUUCGACGAGGACGCGUACUACGCCGCCCUGGGGACCAGGCCGCCCCUCAACAUGGAGGAACUGGACCCGUCCUAUCAGCACGCCAUCGAGCUGUUCUCCGUCUGCACCAGCGAGGAGCCGGCGAAGCGCCCCUCCGCGGCUCAUAUCGUCACCAUCUUGGAGGCCGGCGCGCAGCAGCCGUGACCGCCCGAGAUUCGCCUGCGGCCCGGAGGCUUCUGCACGUCGGUUUUGGGUUCCCCGUGUAUCCUACGCAGGGAUCUGGUGUAAUUUAAGGGGUUUCUUGAGAUAGCGGAGACUUGCCAGGCAAAUGGCAUUGCUAGAACUUCCAAUUGCUGCAAGUCUCCUCCUUCCCGCGUCUCGUGUUUAGAGCAGUCCACAUCCUUAGAGAAUUCCUCUAGCAAUUGUCUCUGUCCCAUAGCUUCAAACCAGCUGGCGACCAAUUCCCCAGCCCUGCGAGCCACGGCCGCAUCCUGCGGGCAGGGUUGAUCUGCGGGUGCAGCCGGCACUGCGCUGGCCCCGCUCGCCAGAUCCGGCUGCAAGCAACCCUCCAUGUCAGCCCAACCGAGCCCACGCGCUGGAUACAGCCGUGGCCCAACCCUGCGUCGCCUGGCCCCCGGGACUGCCCGUGCCUCUGGGAUUUUGGCAUGGGGGGAGCAGCAGCCGUGUUUAUUGCUGUGGCUUCCGGAGCUGGAGGCUGAAAGCCACGGCUUUAAACAAAUACCGAGCAGCUGGGAAGCACUAAUGCUAGUCCUGGAGGAACGGGGAUUGGUAAACGCCUGGCUUGUGAGCCAAGCAGUCUUCCAGCCAUGCAGAAAACCUCAUACGUCGCAGGCUCCCUAUAAACCUUCUCCCAGCUAGUGCUUCUGACUGGCACGUCGGGCCCUUGUUCCAUGUAGGAUAAUAGUUUAGUAUUUAUAUAUUUCCCCUUCUCCCAGCUGGUUUUGUUUGUUUAACUCUGUCAUUGUUUUCCUGUAGCUUGUCUUCUAACACAGUAAACCGUGUUUUGGA
Messenger RNA from Alligator mississippiensis (American alligator), 1876 nucleotides. It is a transcript of the gene PBK, whose product is annotated as PDZ binding kinase. Lineage: Eukaryota; Metazoa; Chordata; Crocodylia; Alligatoridae. The transcript has 7 exons. Gene Ontology annotation, biological process: protein phosphorylation. The coding region runs from base 74 to 1051 and encodes 325 amino acids. The record is from RefSeq and is a predicted model, not a curated record. Gene Ontology annotation, molecular function: ATP binding; protein serine/threonine kinase activity.